CGGCGUAACGUCAGACGACGGGCUUGUUUGGUAACUAUUGUAAGAUCGGGCUUUUUUGAGAAGGAAUCAAAGUAGUAUUUUGUUACAGCGCUUCACAAAACGUAACCGAGAGCGUAGGUCGACUGUUACGUCUUAUUUUGAUCGUCUUGGUUUCUCUUUUUCGCGUUAACGCAGACGGCGCUGCUGAAUCGCACCUGCUGCCGCGGAGCAUGGACAACAAAGACUGAUCCCAGUGCGCCGUGUGUGCAGCCCAGCGACCGCGACACCUAGCCAGGCUGCCUGCGAGCCCACAUCGGCCAAACCGGCUCAUUUAUUUGCAAGCCUUCGCUGCAAAGAGGAGGCUGGUGGUGCGCAGAGGGUUUAUGUGCGCAUGUUUGCUGUUUGACUACCUUCGCAGGGCGAUCCGCGCUUGACAGGUUGGUUUAUUUUUAGUACCAUUCGCUUGCGCGUCUUUUCUCUCGCACAUAAAAUAGUAUAUAGCCUAAUAUUUAAGGGAGGGGAAUCGUCAAACAAAAUCGCAACGUCGGCCUAUGUCGGCGCUAUAAUAGGCCCGUAUCACAAAUAUCAUACAGUCAUUCGCGUUGGAUGAUCGCCCUCGACAAUCGCGCGUAUUCAAUGCGCCCGUAAUCAAAGUGAGGAAAAUAUGUGGGUCAAUCCCGAAGAUGUGCUGCUGGCGGGUGCAUUAUGGAUAACAGAGAGAGCCAAUCCUUAUUUCAUCCUGCAGAAACGGAAGGGCCACGGGGAUGGAGGCGGAGGACUGGCGGGUUUGCUGGUCGGGACCCUGGAUGUGGUUCUGGACUCCAGUGCUCGAGUGGCACCGUACAGGAUCCUGUACCAGACACCUGACUCAUUAGUUUACUGGAUCAUCGCUCAUGGAACCUCCCGUAAGGAGAUCACAGAGCACUGGGAGUGGCUGGAGCACAACCUGCUGCAGACUCUCUCCAUCUUUGAGAAUGAGAAUGACAUUACCACCUUUGUCAAGGGAAAAGUCCAGGGCAUCAUCGCAGAGUACAACAAGAACCACGACGUCAAAGAGGACGACGACACGGACAAGUUCAAGGAGGCCAUUGCCAAGUUCCGUAAGCUGUUCGGCAUGCCGGAGGAGGAGAAGUUGGUCAACUAUUACUCCUGCAGCUACUGGAAGGGCAAGGUGCCACGGCAGGGAUGGCUCUACCUCAGCAUCAACCACCUCUGCUUCUAUUCCUAUUUACUAGGGAAAGAGGCCAAACUGGUGGUGCGUUGGGCAGACAUCACCCAACUGGAGAAGAGCGCCACGUUGCUGCUGCCCGAUGCGAUCAAAGUGAGCACACGCACCAACGAGCACGUCUUCUCCGUGUUCCUCAACAUCAAUGAGACCUUCAAGCUGGCAGAGCAGCUGGCCAACAUCGCCAUGCGCCAGCUCUUGGACAACAAAGGGUUUGAACAGGACCGCUCGCUGCCCAAGCUCAAGAGGAAGUCGCCCAAGAAGGUGUCAGCACUCAAGCGGGAUCUGGAUGCCAGAGCGAAGAGUGAGCGCUACCGGGCCCUGUUCCGUCUCCCCAAAGAUGAGAAACUGGACGGGCACACAGACUGCACCCUGUGGACCCCCUUCAACAAGAUGCACAUCCUGGGACAGAUGUUUGUUUCCACCAACUACAUCUGCUUCACUGGCAAGGAGGAGUGCCUGUGUAGCCUCAUCAUUCCCCUAAGAGAGGUGACCAUCGUGGAGAAGGCAGACAGCUCCAAUGUGCUGCCCAGCCCGCUUUCCAUCAGUACUAAAAACCACAUGACCUUCCUGUUUGCUAACUUAAAGGACCGAGACUUCCUAGUCCAGAGGAUCUCGGACUUCUUGCAGCAGACCACCUCCAAGAGCUACAUCGAGAGAGAGCUAACCGGCAGCCUGAACAGCUCAGACGAUGAGGUGUACUCCCAGCAGGGCUCCCUGCUCUCCAGCAGCCCCCAGCGCAGCUUGGGCUCAGAGAGUGAGCGUCAGUUCAAUCUCAACGACAACAGCGUGCCCACGGCCACACAGGCCCUCAUGACCAUGUACCGCCAACGCUCGCCUGAGGAGUUCAAUCCCAAACUGGCUAAGGAGUUUCUGAAGGAGCAGGCAUGGAAGAACCACUUCACUGAGUACGGACAGGGAGUGUGCAUGUACCGUACCGAAAAAACCAAGGAGCUGGUCCUCAAGGGCAUUCCUGAAAACAUGAGAGGAGAGCUCUGGCUUCUCUUCUCCGGUGCAAUAAACGAGAUGGACACCCAUCCCGGAUACUACGAAGACCUUGUGGAGAAGUCGAUGGGCAAAUACAACCUGGCCACAGAGGAGAUUGAGCGGGACCUGCACCGCUCUCUCCCUGAGCACCCUGCCUUUCAGAAUGAGAUGGGCAUCGCUGCCCUCCGCAGGGUCCUCACCGCCUAUGCAUUCAGAAAUCCCAACAUUGGAUACUGUCAGGCCAUGAAUAUCGUGACAUCAGUUUUGCUGCUGUACGCCAAAGAAGAAGAAGCCUUCUGGUUGCUCGUGGCGCUCUGUGAGAGAAUGCUGCCGGACUAUUACAACACCAGGGUCGUAGGAGCUUUAGUAGACCAGGGGGUGUUUGAAGAGCUGGCGCGCGAGUACGUCCCCCAACUGUACGACUGCAUGCAAGACCUCGGUGUUAUCUCCACCAUUUCGCUGUCCUGGUUCCUCACCCUCUUUCUGUCGGUCAUGCCGUUUGAGAGUGCGGUGGUGGUGGUGGACUGCUUCUUCUAUGAGGGUAUCAAGGUCAUCUUUCAGCUGGCACUCUCCGUGCUGCAUGCCAACAUCCACCAGCUGCUUGGCUGCAAGGACGACGGCGAGGCCAUGACCGUACUGGGCAGGUACUUGGACAGCGUCACCAACAAGGACAGCACCUUACCUCCCAUUCAUCACCUUCACUCCCUGCUGACCGACAACGGGGACCCCCAUCCAGAGGUUGACAUCUUCAAACUGGUCCGCAGCUCCUAUGAGAAAUUUGGCUCUAUCCGUGCAGAUGUGAUUGAACAGAUGCGCUUCAAACAGAGACUAAGGGUCAUCCAGACCAUCGAGGAUACCACGAAACGUAACGUGGUUCGAACUAUUGUAACAGAGACAGCCUUCACUAUUGAUGAACUGGAGGAGCUGUACGUGCUCUUCAAGGCAGAGCACCUGACCAGCUUCUACUGGGGCGGCAGCAGCAACCCCACAGAGCGUCAUGACCCCAGCCUGCCGUACCUGGAGCAGUACCGCAUCGACGUGGAGCAGUUCAAGGGCCUGUUCGUCCUGCUGUUCCCCUGGGCCAACGGAGCCCACUCAGACCCCCUGGCCAUGCGCUUCUUCCGUCUCCUUGACCAAAAUGGAGAUGCCCUCAUCAACUUCCGCGAGUUCAUCAACGGCCUGAGUGUCCUGUGCCACGGCGACCUCACUGAGAAACUGAAACUCCUGUACAAGAUGCAUGUUCUACCCGAAAUCACUCAUGAGCAGGAAGAGCCUGACUCUGCCUUCGAGGCCACCCAGUACUUCUUUGAAGAUAUCACUCCAGAAACCUCCAUUGGCCACGAUUCAAAGUGUAGAAGUGAGAAGGACGACGGCUUUGUCAGAGUUACAUUCAAGACGGAAAAAGUGAAGAAACUGCACACUCCUGAUUACCGCCAUUACCUGAAACUGUGGAACCAGGAGGCCAAGCCUAAACUAGAGAACACAAAAGAAAUGCCCAAACUGAAUCAGACCCAAUUCAUCGAGCUGUGCAAGACACUCUACAGCAUGUUCAGUGAAGACAUUGCAGAACAGGAACUGUACCACGCCACAGCCACAGUCACCAGUCUGCUGCUGGAAAUGGGAGAGGUGGGCAAGCUGUUUACCUGCCCCGGUAGCAACGAUCACAAUCAGGAGAGUAAAUUAGAGACAAGCCAACGCACGCACAUGAGAGAUGCUACAGAUUCCAAAACCACCCAGGAGGCAGGACCUGAUGGACCUGCGAUGUUCCAGCAGAGGGAGCAGGAGGAAACCUUCAUCCCUGGAGGUCUGGAGGAGAGUAAGACGAGGCUGUGUGGCGCAGCAGACAAAGGGGAUGAAGAUUGCGAGCAGCUGCCACCUAUGCAAGACAUCAAGCUAGAGGACUCGUCCCCCAAAGACACAGGGACGUCAUCCGCCAUGCUCAUUUCGGAUGACGAAACCAAAGAUGACACCUCCAUGUCGUCCUACUCGGUGCUCAGCGCUGGUUCCCACGAGCUGGAUGAAAAGCUGCAGUGCGAGGACAUUGCAGACGACACGGUGCUGGUGCGCAGCGGCAGCGGGCCCAACAGCGAAAGAAGUUCCAGGCCUCAUGGCGGCGUCCCCCCUGAGAGAGGCGGGCUACCUCACAGCACCAGCAUAGAUAAAGACUGGGCCAUUACUUUUGAGCAGUUCCUGGCGUCCGUGCUCACCGAACAGGCCCUGGUGCAGUACUUUGAGAAGCCCGUGGACGUGGCAGCUCGUAUAAUUAACGCCAAGAACGUGCGCAAAGUAGGACGCACUCUGCUGUCGUCCAGUGACUAUGAGAUCUCGUUAUCUGGCUGAGGCCUCAAACAAGAGUCCACACAAAGACUUCUCUUAGUGUACUGUUUCAGAUGGGAAACAUGAUUAUUAAUCAUGGUGUCAUUGGUGUAAAAAUGUCUCCAUGAGUUCUAGAAGAGACACAUACAUCUAUCUAUAAAGUGUAUGUGUAUGAUAGUUGGAUGAAUGUGAACAAAAACUGCUCUUAGCGGUGUAUUUUACCAGAUGUGAAAGACUUUUAUUAUUGUAAUCACCAGAUUCUGUCCAGCCAAGAGGGAACAGGAAAUGAAUAUAAUGGUUUUACUCAAAGGAAAUCAGUGUGAACAUGUAGUAGCUGUACUUUAUAAGAUAUUAUGCAUAGGCGUUAAUAUUGUAAUCUCGAGUACACUUAGGCUAUGUAGAUGUAAAUGUCCACUGAUUCAGUGCAGUUUCAAACUGGGAUAUUGAUAGUCUACCCAAGAUCUUAAGAUCUACUUAAGGUCGCCUAACAUUAUGUCUAGUCAACUAUUGCUUCCUUACUUUACAGAUCCAUUUGCUGCUAAUCAAUAUUUUGUUGUUUCUCUCACUGGAUGGAAAAAGGAAACUGAUUCUGUGAAAGUUCAGUGGAUGACCACACUGAAUUUUCAUGUGGUAGCAUGUGAAUUGACUAUUCAGCUCAUCAUCUCUUUUAAAACAAUAUUUCACUUUGAUAGGACAUGUUUUCUUUUUUUUUUGCACACAUACCAUAAUGUGACUUCUUGGACAGUCAGUCUCCUGCAAAAUGUUCCCUGGAAAGUCUGUUCCCAGUAAAUGCUCCAUAUUUUUUCCCCAAACAGUUUUCACUGGUAAUUGCAAAAGGCUUCUUUUUAAAGUCGUGUACGUACAUCAAAAUGAUACAGCCGCAUUGCUGUCGGGAUGUUUUCCAGACUCAAAUAAAAGUGAGUGAUGCCACAAUAGAUGCUAUGGGCAACAAUAAUCGUAGCUCAGGAAUUCAAAGGGAGGUAUGUAUAUUGAGAAAUGAAAAUGUUACACUAAAAUGAAAUGCCGAUUUAUGGAGCACCUGCACUCUCUUUAUUAUCUGGAAAAGUUUACAACAUGUUCCACUAAUAUGUAUUCUGCUUGCCUUUUGCCACAUUAUUGUUGUUGUCUGCACUCCCAACUCAGCAGUUGGCCUUUUUCUUUUUCUUUUUCUUUUUUUUAUAAGACAUGUUUGUACCUUUUUGCUCAGUACAUUUUUACAUUGCUGUUUUUAAGUUGUUCUUAUGUGAAUUAUCUUUGAUUUUUAAGUGUACAGGUGUACAUGCUCUGGAUUAUGACAUAUUGUGUAUCACUUCAUCUAAUUAAAAUGACAGUAUGAUUGAUUCUAUGCUGCACAGUA
Myripristis murdjan (pinecone soldierfish) is the source of this 5864-nucleotide messenger RNA. It is a transcript of the gene tbc1d9, whose product is annotated as TBC1 domain family, member 9 (with GRAM domain). The transcript has 21 exons. Lineage: Eukaryota; Metazoa; Chordata; Actinopteri; Holocentriformes; Holocentridae. The coding region runs from base 644 to 4531 and encodes 1295 amino acids. Gene Ontology annotation, molecular function: calcium ion binding. The record is from RefSeq and is a predicted model, not a curated record.